This is a messenger RNA of Marmota flaviventris (yellow-bellied marmot), 4322 nucleotides long. It is a transcript of the gene Rcor3, whose product is annotated as REST corepressor 3. NCBI's taxonomy places the organism in Eukaryota, Metazoa, Chordata, Mammalia, Rodentia, Sciuridae. Gene Ontology annotation, cellular component: histone deacetylase complex; transcription regulator complex. Gene Ontology annotation, biological process: regulation of transcription by RNA polymerase II; negative regulation of DNA-templated transcription. Gene Ontology annotation, molecular function: transcription corepressor activity. The record is from RefSeq and is a predicted model, not a curated record.
GUAGAGCGCGGCGCGGCCGUGAGGGGCGCCCGGGACUGCGCUGGGCGGGCGGCGGCGGCGGAGGGAGGAGGGGAGAGAGGCGGGGCCGGGGCGGGUUGUUGUGAGGCGACUGCGCUACUGCCGGACCGGGGCGGUUAUGGCGGCUCCAUAUUAACACCCUCCUCCUCCGCCGCCGCCGUCUCCUCCUCCUCCUCCUCCUCUCCCUCCGCCCGCGCUCGUAAGCCAUCUCCCCCUUCACCCUGACGCCUACCUCUUCCCCACACCUUUCCCCCUCCCUUCUUCUACCAUGCCCGGCAUGAUGGAGAAAGGGCCCGAGUUACUGGGGAAGAACCGAUCGGCCAACGGCAGCGCCAAAAGCCCGGCGGGCGGCGGCAGCGGCGCCUCCUCCACCAACGGCGGGCUGCACUACUCGGAGCCCGAGAGCGGCUGCAGCAGCGACGACGAGCACGAUGUUGGGAUGAGAGUCGGAGCUGAAUACCAAGCUCGGAUCCCUGAAUUUGAUCCAGGUGCUACAAAGUACACAGAUAAAGACAAUGGAGGGAUGCUUGUAUGGUCUCCAUAUCACAGUAUCCCAGAUGCCAAAUUGGAUGAAUAUAUUGCAAUUGCAAAGGAAAAACAUGGCUACAAUGUUGAACAGGCACUUGGCAUGUUGUUUUGGCAUAAACAUAACAUUGAGAAGUCCCUUGCUGAUCUCCCUAAUUUCACUCCCUUUCCGGAUGAGUGGACAGUUGAAGAUAAAGUCCUAUUUGAACAAGCCUUUAGUUUUCAUGGGAAGAGCUUUCACAGGAUUCAACAAAUGCUUCCAGAUAAGACAAUUGCAAGCCUCGUAAAAUAUUACUAUUCUUGGAAAAAAACCCGUUCUAGAACAAGUUUGAUGGAUCGUCAAGCUCGUAAACUAGCCAAUAGACAUAAUCAGGGUGACAGUGAUGAUGAUGUGGAAGAAACACACCCAAUGGAUGGGAAUGAUAGUGAUUACGAUCCUAAAAAAGAAGCCAAAAAAGAGGGAAACACUGAACAACCUGUCCAAACUAGCAAGAUUGGACUUGGAAGGAGAGAAUAUCAGAGUUUACAACAUCGCCAUCAUUCUCAGCGCUCUAAGUGCCGUCCACCUAAGGGCAUGUAUUUAACCCAGGAAGAUGUGGUAGCUGUUUCUUGUAGUCCCAAUGCAGCCAACACCAUUCUGAGGCAACUGGACAUGGAGUUGAUCUCUCUGAAACGUCAGGUUCAGAAUGCUAAGCAAGUAAACAGUGCACUUAAACAGAAAAUGGAAGGUGGAAUUGAAGAAUUCAAACCUCCUGAGUCAAAUCAGAAAAUUAAUGCCCGUUGGACCACAGAGGAGCAGCUUCUAGCAGUGCAAGGCACAGACCCCACAGGCUCCUCGGACUCUGGGUCCAUCACCUCCUGCCCCAUCAUCCACUCCAACACCAACAGCCCCCAUUGCCACUCUGAACCAGCCUCCACCACUUCUUCGUCCAACACUGCCUGCUGCCCCUGCUCUUCAUCGGCAGCCUCCUCCACUCCAGCAGCAGGCUCGGUUCAUCCAGCCCCGGCCAACUCUAAAUCAGCCUCCACCACCUCUCAUUCGCCCUGCUAAUUCUAUGCCACCCCGUCUAAACCCAAGACCAGUGUUGUCCACGGUUGGUGGUCAACAGCCACCAUCACUUAUUGGAAUUCAGACAGAUUCACAGUCCUCACUGCACUAAAAAUUAAAUUGGACAGUGCUACAGUAACUUUUCACCCCAUCAUUAUACCAGUGCUCAUCUGACUGAUGCAAAAGAGGAAAGAAUAAUCCUUCCUAGAUGCUGAGGCUGCAAACUAGUUCUGAGGCAGUGGGCUGGCAUAAGUGAAUGUCUAAGAAAUUUUUCAGUUCAAUAAUAUGUUAUAAAACAAAAAGCCUCCAGAUAGCCUCCUUUCUAGAAUAUGUGUUCACCAAUGUGAUCUCAUAAAAGGAAAAGAAAAAAAGGAUUUAAGUAUUCUAUAUAUACCAAGGGUCUUUUUGUUUUGUUUUUACUGUAUUUAUUUUAUUGAGGUUCUUUAUAUUCCUGCCUCUUCAUAGUCAAGGCUCUUAGUACAAGAAUGUUGACUUAGUAAUUGUGAAAACUCCUUAAGUUUCUUAAGUUAAGGACGUUUGGCAUUUUUUUUCUUUUAUUUAAUUUUUUAAAAACAUUUUCCUAUGUUAGGAGUGUAAGAAUAAAUAGCCUGCAUUUCAGAUUUUGAUAUGUUCAUUUAAUUCAUAUUUAAGAAAUUAUAGCUGCAUGUCCCUUUUUUCAAAAUGUGUUGCUUUUUUUUCUAAAGGAAUUCUAAUUCCUUUAAAAGAAAGCAAUUUAAUCAAUUGCAAAGCAAUUAUAUGAAAUCACAAAGAAUGUACUGAAUCUACUAACCCUUUAACAUACAGUUUAGGGUCCUAGUGUAAAGUCCUUAUUUAAAGGUCAUUGACCCCCGUCAUCUAUCAGUAGUAAUAACUAAAUUGGAAUAAUAAUUUUACAUACAAAUGAGGACUUAAUUUAUUGGAAUAUAAUGUCUUUAAGUUCCUUGAAAAUGUAGUUCAUUUUGAAAAGAAUUCAUAUUUCUAAAUGCCAUUUGCUUUUAACUAGUUGUUGCCUACAAUUGAGGUCUUUAGAAGAGAAUUAUAUUUUGUCAGUUAUGUAGAGACAAUGGUUUUGGAAGCAUUUAUUUCCACUACCCUUUUUGUGUUUAGGUUAUUACCCACAUAUUUAUUAAUAGAGUUUGCAUUUAAUAUGAAGGGUGUUUUCUUGAUAAAUCUCUAUUGUACUAUUUGGAUACAAUUGUUUAUUCCUUGCAGCCAACCUAUUCAUGGGUUUGGUUUAGGGUUAAAUCAUCAACAUUUCAUAAAAUGAAUUUUUAGAAUUUGUUCUGCAUUAUCUAAAGAUGUAUUAGUAUAUAGUCACAAUUGUGCUGUUAACUAAAUACUGAGACCCCUUUUUAUAAAGAAAAAGACUUCAGGUCAUCUUAAUUCAAUACAUAAUCAUUAAGCACCCACAAAAAAUAUUUUACAAGUGAUAGUAUUUCAACAAUGUGUUACUAAUAUUUUUGAUAUAAUGAUUUCAUAUUGGAAUCAUGACUUGUGCAAAGGGACAGAUUUGCUAUAGUAGUGGAACAUAAGACUAAAUGUUUGCACAUUCACAUUCUCAUCACAUUUAGAACUACUUCACCAAAUAGUCAACUUCAAAAGUCUUAAUUUAUGUUUUGAGAGGUCAUGUAUUCCCAAAAUAUUGGAAAAAUAGUCCCUUCCAUUGGCUCUACAGCCUUAAAAGAGCUAUAGAUUUAAUUUCAUCGGUUCCUUUUUCUUUUCACAUUCAGACCAGUUUCUUCUUAAGCACCCUGUGUUCUGGAAUAACCAAAACAUUUUGCAGGAUAAGUCUUUCUUUCUCAUUGGAUCAUUGUUGAGGCCUGGAUAAUAACCAGAUGAAAUUUAACUGACUUUAAAUUCUUAAUAUUAUAGAAUUUAUACUUAUUUUUACUUUAAAAGCCAUGGGGGACAGUUAUAUAUCUUAAAAUAUCUAGAACAUUUUUAAAAAGCACUUAGAUUGUCUUGCAUAUGUGCAUACUAUACCUUGACAGCUUUUAUUGUCUUGUCUCUUGUCAGUAGACCUUCAGUACACAGUAUGUGGGAUAUGUCAGUCAAGUUGGUCAGCACCAGCAUCUGUCCAGCUGUUCGGUAUAUUGUGAUUCAUUUAAAAUCUGUUCUAUCCCAAACAUGGGCCAAGGUGCUGUAUCUGAGGGAUGUGCUGUAAUUUUAUUUACAUACAUUAGAGCGCACAGUAGAAAAUCUUAGCUUCAUUAGUAAUAUGACACAUGUAUAUAGUGAGAUGUCUUUAUUAUGUGCUUUGCAUAUUUUGUAAAUAUUUUGCACGUCAUUUUCCUUUUUUGUUUAAGCAGUGUUUGGCCUGGAAGAGUGAUAUGCUUGCUGCUUAAUCAAAGGAUUAAAGAUUUAAAGAUGUCUAUGUCUUCUAUUUUUAUAUAAUUUCAUGUUGUAUGAGGAUUAGGACCUCUUCACUGUGAAAUUCUAAAUAUUGAUUUUUAUAAAAAAGCAAAAUCUAGAAAUCUUUUAAUGACCAUUUUCAUUAAUUCUGGGGUUAUCAUUUUUUAAAAUCUACACCAAAGUGUUUUAUUACAUAACUAAAAAUAAAUCACAAUAUUGAUGCAUCUGGUAAAAUUAAUGAAAAAAUAUUUUCUCUAAAUGAUUUAAUUCCAGUGUAAUAUGGAUAGAGGUAAAGGUAAGUUAUAAUCAAAAUAUGUUCUUCAUCAGUGAACUUACAAAUAAGUGAGUAAAUGAGAAUAUAAAAUAAAGAUGAAAGAAU